This is a messenger RNA of Erpetoichthys calabaricus (reedfish), 4880 nucleotides long. It is a transcript of the gene slc44a5b, whose product is annotated as solute carrier family 44 member 5b. The transcript is spliced from 23 exons. Gene Ontology annotation, molecular function: transmembrane transporter activity. Bases 232 to 2403 code for a protein of 723 amino acids. The record is from RefSeq and is a predicted model, not a curated record. Gene Ontology annotation, biological process: transmembrane transport. Gene Ontology annotation, cellular component: membrane. Lineage: Eukaryota; Metazoa; Chordata; Cladistia; Polypteriformes; Polypteridae.
GUCGGGGUCUUGCGGCUCCCACUCGGUGUGACGCUUCUCAGGCAGUAAACAGCGCUCGAGUUAGGCGGAGUGGCUCAGACAAGCUGAAGGGAGAGAGAGAGAGAGCGCGCGAGCGAGCGAGAAUAAGAGAAGCGGAGAGGGGGCUUAUUUUAAAAGAGGACUCGGACGACAAGCCUCACAUGCCAUUACCGAGACGGAGGAGCGUACGGCGUCUCCUGGGUCUGAAGUGCAAUGGCAAGAAAGAGUGAAACCCCUGUCGCUUCGUUCUACGGUGAACCUCGCAAGUUUGAUCCAGCAUUUAAAGGGCCUAUCCAUAACAGGCACUGCACAGAUGUUGUCUGCUGUGUGAUCUUUGUCAUUGUCAUUCUUGGCUAUAUUGCACUUGGAACUGUGGCUUGGAUACAUGGAGACCCAAGAAAAGUGGCUUAUCCUACCGACAGCUAUGGACAGUUCUGCGGGCAGCAUGGAACUCCUAAUGCGAACAAAACCCUUUUGUUCUACUUCAAUAUUCUCAAAUGUGCCAGUCCAGCAGUUCUUAUUAAACUACAAUGCCCUACAACUCAGCUUUGUGUCUCCAAAUGCCCGGAUAGAUUUGCAACCUACAUUGACAUGCAGUACUCUUACAGGUCUAACAAAAGCUACUGGGAAUAUUAUCGACAGUUCUGCAAGCCUGGAUUUAACAAUCCCAGAAAGUCUGUAUCAGAAAUUUUACGAGAUGAAGAUUGCCCUUCGAUGAUUGUUCCUAGCAGACCUUUUUUUCAAAGGUGCUUUCCGGAUUUUACCACCAGAAAUGGAAUAUUGACUGUUGCCAACAAAACAACCUUUAAAGAUGGAAAAGGUAAAACAAGAAAUGUGACAGAGCUCAGACAGGCUGCAAACCAUGUUGCUACUAUUCAGCAAGGAGGCAAAAGUGGUAUCAAUGGGGUUCUUGAUGGAAGAGAAGUAGGAAUGAAGAUAUUUGAGGACUAUGCCAACUCCUGGCACUGGAUUUUAAUUGGGCUGGUGAUUGCCAUGUUGGUGAGCCUUGUGUUUAUCUUGAUUCUUCGAUUCACAGCGGGGGUUCUUCUUUGGCUCAUUAUCUUCGGGGUUAUUGGAGUUAUCGGCUAUGGCAUUUGGCACUGCUACUGGGAAUUCAGCACUCUGAGAGGAAGGCCUGGAGCAGAUGUUACCAUCUCAGACAUUGGGUUCCAGACAGAUUUCCGUGUCUACUUGCAGCUUAGUCAAACUUGGCUUAUUUUUAUGAUCUUUCUCUGUAUUACUGAAGCUGUGAUCAUCUUAAUGCUUAUUUUCUUGAGGAACAGAGUACGUAUUGCAAUUGCACUCCUCAAAGAAGGAAGCAGAGCCAUUGGAGAGAUAAUGUCAACCUUGUUCUACCCUAUUAUUACCUUCCUCCUGAUUGCAGUUUGUAUCUCCUACUGGGCUGUCACGGCUGUGUUUUUGGCUUCCUCUGGUGAAUCGGUGUACAAAGUGAUGCCUGCCCAGCCUAAGUGCAUAUAUGCAAAUCUGACUUGUGAUCCUAAUACAUUUAACAAAACAAAUGUGACAAAAGUUUGCCCAGGAUCUCAGUGCACAUUUGCAUUCUAUGGUGGGGAGAGCCUUUACCACAGAUAUAUCCUGGUCCUGCAGAUUUGCAAUGUCUUUGUCUUCCUGUGGCUGGUUAACUUUGCCAUUGCUUUAGGCCAGUGCACUCUGGCUGGGGCCUUUGCAUCAUAUUACUGGGCAUUAAGGAAGCCAGCAGACAUUCCACAGUACCCUCUCUUCUCUUCCUUUGGGAGAGCAAUAAGGUAUCAUACAGGGUCUCUUGCUUUUGGAUCUUUGAUCCUUGCCACUGUGCAGCUGAUCAGAAUUAUUUUGGAAUAUCUGGACCAUAAGCUUAAAGGUGCAGAGAAUGUUUUUGCCAGAUUCUUGUUAUGCUGUCUCAAGUGCUGCUUCUGGUGCUUGGAGCAUUUCAUUAAAUUUAUGAACAGAAAUGCAUACAUAAUGAUUGCAAUAUAUGGCAAAGGUUUCUGCACAUCUGCAAAGGAGGCCUUCUUUUUGUUGAUGAGAAACAUUGUAAGAGUUGCAGUGUUAGAUAAGGUUACCGACUUUCUGCUGUUCCUUGGAAAAGUAUUCAUUGCAGGAAGCGUUGGUGUCCUUGCCUUCUUUUUCUUUACUCGCAGAAUACCUUUUAUACAAGAAGAAGCACCAUCUUUAAACUACUAUUGGGUGCCACUUCUGACUGUAAUAUUUGGCUCUUAUCUCAUUGCCCAUGGAUUUUUCAGUGUCUAUGCAAUGUGUGUUGACACACUGUUCCUCUGUUUCUUAGAAGACGCUGAGAGGAAUGAUGGGUCCGAAGAGAGACCCUUUUAUAUGACUACAUCUCUGAAGAAGAUUCUAAAGAAGCAAAAUCCAAUCCCAUAUUAACUAAGGCCCCCACCCAAUGAUGAAGACGUUACAAGAGCUACUCUUGCUUAACCAAAGUUUAUCAGAAAAGCUCUCUGCGGAUAAGAUGAUGAAGCAACAAGAAAUGUUACUGCAUUGUUCACAUUUCGCACGUGUGCUAUGGUUUAUAUACUGCUCCACUGAUUUUUCACAAAAACAACACGACUCGGUAAGAGUUCAAAAUAUCGUCUAUCUUUCACUAUUAAUCGGUCAUUUAAUUUCAGAUUGAUGGUUUUUCCUUAGUGAGACUGUCCGAUUUUAUAAAACUCAUUUCACUAGGGUGACACCAUUUAUUUCCACAUCUCGAAUUGCUGUUUUCUACAGUUGAUCUUGCCAAAAUGUUUUAUUCACAGUAGCAAAACAUCCAAACAGAAUAUCACAUCAGUUUCUCCAUGGCGUUGGGGAGUGGGUCGUUAUUACUGGAGCACUGGCCAGUGACCACACAAACGUGCCUGCCCAUUAAAGCCAAAUGUGUAUCAUUUACCAUUUUUGACUUCUUUAUAUUCUGUUUUAGUUCCAGCAAAUUCUCAAAUCAUUAUGAAGAUCUUAUAAUAUUAACAUAAUGGAUUUUUAGCAUGUUUAUCCAUUAUCUGAUUUUUCAAUGUAAGUAAUGUCAAACAUGAAAAGUAUUAAAAGUAUUUACUUGUAUCAAGAAAUCAUGAAGGUAUUUAACAUUUUAGAAUAAUCCUAAGUAUUGUAUAGAGAAACGUUUGGCUGGCAAAAUGACCAGAAUUUCCUUUGCAGCUCGGUGUCUGUGUACACCAUGGGUUUCCUUUCACAUCCCCAGUGAUGACCUGCUAUGCACAAGUUCAUGUGUGUGUCCUGGGAUGAUGGCCGGGCUUGGCUUUUCUAAUAUCCCAACAGUGCAACUCCCAUGAGCCGUAAACAGGAGAAGAAAACCGUUCGUUAGAAUGAGCCUCCUAAGAAGGGGACUAGUAUCAAAUAAUGUCAAACGGCCAUCGUGACAGUGCAGGCUUGUAAGGAUAGACAUGCUUCUUAAAAGAAAUAAGUUAGAGGUGAAUUGUAAGGCAUUUCAAAAUAAAUCAAAUGCUUCUUGGAAAAGCUUACAAUUUAAUAACCAUGAUGAAAAAAUUAAAUAGUCUGAUGGACCUCUUGCACUUUUUUUACAGAUGUAUUUACACCACUGUGGGUUGAUUUGUCAAAAAUGAUAAAUUGUUGGAUUCUUUUCAAAAUUCAUUACUUAACUUUUUGCUAGCCAGACUAUUCCUUGUGACAAUAAACUUGUAUCCUCCUCCCCACUUCAUCGGGCUACAUCCUGCUUUUAGAGUGGCUAAAGGUUACGCCUGUAAACAAUCCUCAGGAUUAACUGCACUUGUUUCUUCUCGACUGCUUGUUGCUGAAAGUUUCGUAUAAAGCAGCACAGUUUUUUUUCAUGAACUGCAGGAGAUGAGUGUCAAAUUGUGCUUGUCAUUUACUGACCAAACCUUAAACCAGUGAGUGACUGCCAAACCGAGCAGAAUAGAUGCAGCCGCAUGACCUCCACAAGCACAUGAGCAGACGCUGCUGCUGCUGCCGCCACUGGCAGGCUGUUUAAAGUGUAGGAGCAGAAAAACUGGGCUUGAGGUUCUGUAACCGACUGGCUCAGCGUGGCCCUCCAUUGUCACAACCACCAUCAGCAGCACGAGUGCCCAGCAGGUUUUUCCUAGUGAACAUAUGGAAACAGGCCAUUUUCCUUUUUAAAACCCAUCAUGGUACAUUACGUGACUGUUGUGAAGCAUUUUAACAGUUCAUGUCUGUAAAAUCAAAUGUAAGUUUGGUGUAAGUGAGAAAGUUCAUUAAAACAUGAAACGGUCAGUUUAAUAAGAGAGUCCAAUUCUGGUAGCUCUGCACUAAAAUUGGAUACAAGCUGCCGGCAGUCUGUCCCAGCGAUUGCUGCAGCUGCACUUUUAAUGAAAGCUCUGCUCAGAGCAGCAGCUUAUGGACGUUUUGUAUUGUACGUUAUGGAGAUUCCUCCAUGAAAAUGGGAAUAUUAAAUCUUUCAAAUUUAGGAUAUUCACAACAGCCAGAAAAUGUUUAUAGUGUCCUGCUAGGUUUCCUUUUUAAGCAUGAUGUUAAUUUGCUUGUAAAAGAUGCAGUAAAUGAUGUUAACUUUAAAAAGGGUAAAUGUUAUUUUACAAGAGGAUACAAAAUUUUAUACAUUUUAAAACAUUUUCUAUCAAUUGAAGUUGGUCUGCUUUGGAUCUCUGUUGUAUUAAUUUUAGGAUACAGCCAUCAUUUACAUUAAUUAUUUGCACUAUGCCAAACCAGUAUUUUAUAGUGUAUGUGCAUGGGAAUUUGAAUUUGAUGGACUUGGUGCAUCUGCUGUGCAGAAAUGUUUUUUUGUGAAUCAUUUUGACAAAAAAAAAAAACCCUUUAAAAUGUAUUCUAUUUUAAAUAUUUUAACAUUAUCUUCUAAUAUUAAUGGAAAACCAAUGAAAUAAAAAAAUCCACCAACCUAA